AAUACAUGACAAUACACAGCCACUUCAACAAAAUCACUCAAACAUUAUUUGAAGGUGAAACCCCAGCUGAUUUGUUCAAUGCAAGCAAAAAUGAGUUCUUUGCAAGAGAAUGGGACUUAUGAGCUAGUAGAACUUCCAAAGGACAAAAAGGCUCUUAACAACAGAUGGAUUUUCAGAGUAAAACCUGAAGUGAACAAUCCUAAUCCAAGGUACAAAGCUAGAUUAGUGAUGAAAGUAGUAGCCAACUUGAAUUUAGAAAUUGAACAGCUCAAUGUUGAGACAACUUUUCUCCAUGGUGAUCUUAAGGAGGAGAUCUACAUGAAGCAACUUGAGGGUUUUGAGGUGCAAGGCAAGAAGAAUCUUGUGUGCAAAUUGAAGAAAAGCUUGUAUGGUCUUAAACAAGCUCCGAGACAAUGGUAUCCAUAUAGUGGUUUUUUGAUACUUUUUCUUUAUGUGGAUGACAUGCUAAUUGUUGGCCUUAACACAAAAAAAAUUGCAUCCUUGAAGAAUGACUUGAGCAAGUCCUUUUCUAUGAAGGAUUUGGGUCCAGCAAAGCAAAUUCUUGGAAUGAAAUCUUCCAAGAUAGAAAGAACAACAAGCUAUGGUUGUGACAAGAAAAAUAUAUUGAGAAGGUGCUUGAUAGGUUUAACAAGAGUAAAGCAAAACCUGUGGGCACUCCACUUGCUGGCCACUUCAAACUUAUCACAAAGCAAGUGUCCUACAAGCAACGAGGAAGCAGAAGGCAUGAAGAAUGAUGCCAUGGUGUGCACAAAGUUAGAUAUAGCUCAUGCAAUAGUGGUAAUGGGUAGAUUUUUAUCCAAUCCUGGCAAGCAACAUUGGGCAGCAGUUAAGUGGAUUUUCAGGUAUCUUAAAGGUACAUCUCACAUGUGCUUAUGUUAUGGUGAGCAUGAACCUUUACUUAAUGGCUAUAAUGAUGUUGAUUUGGGUGGAGAUUUGGACUCUAGAAAGUCCACCUCAAGAUACUUGAUGCUUUAUGCAGGGGGAGCAAUUUCAUGGAAGUCAAAACUGCAGAAAAGUGUAUCAUUAUUGACUACAAAAGCUGAGUAUAUAGCUCUUUCUGAAGCAAGAAAGGAGAUUGUGUGGAUGAAGACUUUCUUUGAAGAAUUGGGUCUUAAGAAAAAGAAAUUUAUGCUGUUCUGUGAUAACCAAAGUGCAAUUUAUUUGAGCAAGAACCCACAAUUUCACUCCAGAACCAAGCAUGUUGAUUUAAGGUAUCAUUGGAUAUGUGAUGCAAUUGAAGAAAAGGUGCUUGAUGUUGAGAAGGUCCACACGGAUGACAACAGCUUUGAUAUGAUGAUCAAGUCCUUGGUCAGAAGCAAAUUUGAGUUUUGCAGAUCACAAGUUGGCUUGUUAGAGCCCCCAACUAGCUCGGGCAAGGGAUAUUGUUGAGCUAGCCCUCCCAAGUUGGGUGGCUCAACAAUGGAGGUGCACCUUGAGUGCACUGAGAAUGGCAGAAACUUGGGAAGUUUUUAUUUGAAGAUGAACAGUAGUUGUCGACACGGACUUCCCUAUUCUUGAAGAAAAGGGGAAAAGUAAAGUAGAUACCUCUAA
Messenger RNA from Rubroshorea leprosula, 1572 nucleotides. The record is from the annotation of a GenBank genome assembly. Lineage: Eukaryota; Viridiplantae; Streptophyta; Magnoliopsida; Malvales; Dipterocarpaceae.